Molecule: messenger RNA, 639 nt
Organism: Miscanthus lutarioriparius
Lineage: Eukaryota; Viridiplantae; Streptophyta; Magnoliopsida; Poales; Poaceae
Source: the annotation of a GenBank genome assembly
AUGGUGCACAGCCACCGGCGCCUGAUCGUGCGCGGGGAGCGCCCCGUCGACGGCAACCGCUGGAGCCGCUUCCGCCUCGAGCUCCGCGUCCCCGACGGGUGCGACGCCAAGGCCAUCCACGCCAAGUUCGACAACGGCGUCGUCCGCGUCACCAUGCCUGGCGUCCUGCCGGAGCCCGUCCCGGUCAUCGACUCCGUCACGGCCAGCACCGGCACCGGCAAGCAGCAGCAGCAGGAGCCGCCGCCGCCUUCGUCCCCGCUGCCGAAGCCUGCUAGCACGGCCGCCGCGGCUGGCGACGACGUGCAAGACCGGAAACUGAAAGGCGGCGUCGGCGCUGCGGAGCAAGACGGUGGUGAUCGUGAUCGUGCCGCGCGAGGACAGGCCUUGGACAAGCACGAGACGCCGCGGAAGCAGGAAGCGAGGCAGCGCGUGACGAGCUCGGCGAAAGACGCCGGUGGCGGCAGUAGCGGUAGCGGCGACGACACCGGUGGGGUAGGGGAGGUGACGGCGGCCGCUUCUCCGUCGUCACGCCAAGGCUACCGCUUCCUCCAUAACCGGAAGAUGACCACCACUGUGCUCGGCGUGAUGCUGGUCCUCAUCAGCCUCGGCAUCUACGUCAAGUACAGCCUCUGGCCAUAA